Drosophila grimshawi is the source of this 2226-nucleotide messenger RNA. It is a transcript of the gene Nha1, whose product is annotated as sodium/hydrogen exchanger 9B1. Gene Ontology annotation, cellular component: membrane. The record is from RefSeq and is a predicted model, not a curated record. Gene Ontology annotation, molecular function: antiporter activity. Gene Ontology annotation, biological process: proton transmembrane transport. Lineage: Eukaryota; Metazoa; Arthropoda; Insecta; Diptera; Drosophilidae.
AGCUGAUAUAAGUGAUAUAAAUCAGUUAGUGUUUAGUAAGCCUCGCACCCCGCAUUAUCCCGCAGAGCCACAAAACAAUGACGACUAAUUUAGAUCAGGGCAGCACAGUGGCCGUAGUUGGUGCUACAAAAACAAUAGCUCGACCCAGCCCACUGGCAAUCAAUGUGCCAACGCCUUUGGUCUCCAUUGACGGGCAGACACCUCCAACCCCAAAUCAUAAGAGCACCAUCGUCAUCGAGAGUCAGCCGAAGCGGCGUGUCAGCAUUGUUUCCGAGGUCCCGGUGCUAGGACAUAAUAGUGCCGGAUAUGAUAAUCUCGCCUUUGAUUUUCCACACCCACGUAAAGUGUCACAGACUUCAACACAUUCACACUGGAUCGGAGCACCUGGACGUAGGAGAAGCAUCUUGAAGGAUGUUGUGUCCCAUGAAAAUGAGUGCGAUCGUGUCUCGACGAACAGUUAUGAGAUCUACAAGCAGAGUGCGCUGGACGUGCUUAAUGCCAAUUAUAAUGGCUUGCAGGCGGUCCAAGGAGUGCAGGAUAACAAUGGGAAUUAUGUGGAACAGUCGUGGAUAUAUAAUUAUUGUCUCAAGUGUCGCAAGCAGGAGCCAUCCGAGUCAUGGGAGCCACCGUUCUGGCAAAAGGUCUUUCCCUAUCCACUGUGCCCCACCUUCAGGACAUUCUCCCGCCUGACUUCCCUCACAGUGAUUGGUGCUCUACUUUGGAUAACCUCCUUUGUGAUUAUUGGCAAAUCAGCUGGUCCUGGCGGGCAGCUUUUUGACCUUGUUGUGCUUACGGUGGCUGCUAAUUUUGGUGGCUAUCUAAUAUCAUUGUCCACUCUGCCACGCCUCCUCGGUAUGCUCCUGGUAGGCUUAUUGUUUCAGAACGCCGGCUGGGUCGAUUUCGAUGGCGAGUUCUCCAAGGUCAUCGCCCAUUUGCGUAAAUUUGCCCUCACCAUAAUCCUAACGAGAGCUGGCCUCGAAAUGAAUCCGAAUGCCUUCAAGAAGGUGUACAAGACAAUUCUCAAGCUGGGCAUUGUGCCAUGGUUUGUGGAGUUCGGUGUCUUGGUGUUAAUGUCGCACUUCCUGCUCGGCUUGCCCUGGAUUUGGUGCUGCAUGCUCGGCUCCAUAAUGGCGGCCAUUGCACCCGCUGUAGUCGUGCCCUGUUUGUUCCGGCUGCGCACCAAGGGAUAUGGAGUGGCCAAGGGCAUACCCACUUUAGUUGUGGCCGUGUCUGGGGUGGACGAUGCUCUCUCGGUGGCCGCAUUCGGCAUCAUCAAUACGAUCAUGUACUCAGAUCGUGGACAUCUUUAUCUGUUUGCUCAGGUGCCCGUCUGUAUCGUUGGCGGCCUGGGUUUUGGCAUCGUCUGGGGUUCGCUGGCACGCAUCUUUCCCGAGAGGGGAGACGCGUAUGUGGUGCCGUUGCGGACGAUGAUGCUAUUCAUUGGCAACUUGGUGGCCAUCUAUGGCAGCGGUAAGCUGGGCUUUGAGGGCGCUGGUCCGCUGGCUGUUGUCUUCUCAUCAUUCAUAUCGAAUUACUUCUGGUGCAAGGAUGGCUGGACCAUCGAUGACAAUCCGGUUGGCACAGGCUUCGAAAUCUUCUGGAUGAUCUUCGAGCCCAUUCUGUUUGGCUUGACGGGCGCCACAAUCAAGUUGCGCGAGCUGGAUUCAAAUUUGAUUUACAUUGGUGCUGUGUGCAUAUUCACCGGGGUCAUCGUACGCAUCUUUGUCACAGCUGGCAUCGCUGUUGGCGAUCGUCUCAAUACCAAGGAGAAGUUCUUCGUAGGCCUGGCCUGGAUGGCCAAGGCGACGGUUCAGGCUGCACUGGGACCGGUGGCUCUUAGACAUUUGGAUGAAACAUCCACAGAAGAGGACCGCAACUGGGCAAGAAUUGUGCAAACAAUAUGCAUUUUAAGUAUUUUACUUACAGCUCCCUUGGGCGCUAUUCUGAUAUCCGUGACUGGGCCCAGGAUGCUGACAAAGACGAAGCAGGCACAGGCACUCACCGGCUGGCGUCGUCCUUCCAUACGCGACAUCAGCAUUAUCGAUGAGGAAGAGGAACGCGAGGAUCCCGAGACUCCCACUGAAAAGCAGACUCACGACAAUACCCAAAGCAAUGCACAUAUUCCCAACUUAUCGUUUACACUCAACAAGUAGUUAGGAGUUGCUCAAACUAAGUUUAACUUUUUAAAAUGCGAGUAAUUCAAAUUAUGAUCAUAUAAAUAUAAAC